Messenger RNA from Cynocephalus volans (Philippine flying lemur), 1065 nucleotides. RefSeq names its product neuronal growth regulator 1 (gene NEGR1). The transcript is spliced from 7 exons. The record is from RefSeq and is a predicted model, not a curated record. NCBI's taxonomy places the organism in Eukaryota, Metazoa, Chordata, Mammalia, Dermoptera, Cynocephalidae. The coding region runs from base 1 to 1065 and encodes 354 amino acids.
AUGGACAUGAUGCUGUUGGUGCAGGGCGCUUGUUGCUCGAACCAGUGGCUGGCGGCGGUGCUCCUCAGCCUGUGCUGCCUGCUACCCUCCUGCCUCCCGGCUGGACAGAGUGUGGACUUUCCCUGGGCGGCCGUGGACAACAUGAUGGUCAGGAAAGGGGACACGGCGGUGCUUAGGUGUUAUUUGGAAGAUGGAGCUUCAAAGGGUGCCUGGCUGAACCGGUCAAGUAUUAUUUUUGCGGGAGGUGAUAAGUGGUCAGUGGAUCCUCGUGUUUCAAUUUCAACAUUGAAUAAAAGGGACUACAGCCUCCAGAUACAGAAUGUAGAUGUGACAGAUGAUGGCCCAUACACCUGUUCUGUUCAGACUCAACAUACACCAAGAACAAUGCAGGUGCAUCUAACUGUGCAAGUUCCUCCGAAGAUAUAUGACAUCUCAAGUGAUAUGACCAUCAACGAAGGAACCAAUGUCACCCUUACUUGUUUGGCCACUGGGAAACCAGAGCCUUCCAUUUCUUGGCGACACAUCUCCCCAUCAGCAAAACCAUUUGAAAAUGGACAAUAUUUGGACAUAUAUGGAAUCACAAGGGACCAGGCUGGGGAAUAUGAAUGCAGUGCGGAAAAUGAUGUGUCAUUCCCAGAUGUGAAAAAAGUAAAAAUUGUCGUAAACUUUGCUCCUACGAUCCAGGAAAUUAAAUCUGGCACUGUGACCCCGGGACGCAGUGGAUUGAUAAGAUGUGAAGGUGCAGGUGUGCCGCCUCCGGCCUUCGAAUGGUACAAAGGAGAGAAGAAGCUCUUCAAUGGCCAACAAGGAAUUAUUAUUCAAAAUUUUAGCACAAGAUCCAUUCUCACUGUUACCAAUGUGACACAGGAACACUUCGGCAACUAUACUUGUGUGGCUGCCAACAAGCUAGGCACGACCAAUGCGAGCCUGCCUCUUAACCCUCCAAGUACAGCCCAGUAUGGAAUUACCGGGAGCGCUGAAGUUCUUUUCUCCUGCUGGUACCUUGUGUUGACACUGUCCUCUUUCACCAGCAUAUUCUACCUGAAGAACGCCAUUCUACAAUAA